Hirundo rustica (Barn swallow) is the source of this 1967-nucleotide messenger RNA. RefSeq names its product heparan sulfate glucosamine 3-O-sulfotransferase 3A1-like. The record is from RefSeq and is a predicted model, not a curated record. The transcript has 2 exons. Gene Ontology annotation, molecular function: [heparan sulfate]-glucosamine 3-sulfotransferase activity. Lineage: Eukaryota; Metazoa; Chordata; Aves; Passeriformes; Hirundinidae. Bases 7 to 1173 code for a protein of 388 amino acids.
GGUAGCAUGGCCGUGAGCGCGGCGGCCGCCCCCGCCGCCGAGCCGCUGCCCCGCAGCAUCUUCAAGAAGUUCCUGGUGAUGCUCUGCUCCCUCCUCAUGUCCCUCUACGUCUUCUACUGCCUGGCCGACCGCUGCCAGACGCUGCCCGGACCCAUCAUCGCCGCCGGCGCCGCAUCCGAGGAGGACGAGGGCGGCGGAGGAGAGUUCCUGGGCGGCUCGGCCGAGCUGCCCCCCUGGCAGGCGGCGGCGGCGCGGCGCAAGCGGCUCCUGCAGCGGCUCAAGCAGCGGCGGCGGCGGCAGGAGGCGGCGCCGGGCGCGGAGCCGCCGGCCGGGGGCGGUGGGAGCCGGGCCGGCGGCUCGGGCGGAGGGGGCACGCUGGCUCUGCUGCUGGGCGAGGGCAGCAAGAGGCUUCCGCAAGCCAUCAUCAUCGGCGUGAAGAAGGGGGGGACGCGGGCGCUGCUGGAGUUCCUGCGGGUGCACCCCGACGUGCGCGCCGUCGGAGCCGAGCCCCACUUCUUCGACCGCAACUACGAGCGGGGACUCGCCUGGUACAGGGAGCUGAUGCCCAGGACACUGGAGGGGCAGAUCACCAUGGAGAAGACCCCCAGCUACUUCGUCACCAAGGAGGCCCCAGCCCGCAUCUCCUCCAUGUCCAAGGGCACCAAGCUCAUCGUGGUGGUGCGGGACCCCGUGACCAGAGCCAUCUCGGACUACACCCAGACGCUCUCCAAGAAGCCUGACAUCCCCACCUUUGAGAGCCUGACCUUCAAAAACAGGACUACGGGCCUGAUCGACACCUCGUGGAGCGCCAUCCAGAUUGGCAUCUACGCCAAGCACCUGGAGAACUGGCUGCUCUACUUCCCCAUCGGGCAGAUCCUCUUUGUCAGCGGGGAGAGGCUGAUCAGCGAUCCCGCGGGGGAGCUGGGCAGGGUCCAGGACUUUCUGGGCCUCAAGAGGAUCAUCACGGACAAACACUUCUACUUCAACAAGACCAAGGGCUUCCCGUGCCUGAAGAAGGCGGAGGGCAGCAGCAAACCCCAUUGCCUGGGGAAGACAAAAGGCAGGACCCACCCUGAGAUCGACCAGGAGGUGGUGCAGAGGCUGCGGGACUUCUACCGGCCCUUCAACAUGAAGUUCUACCAGAUGACAGGGCAGGACUUCGGCUGGGACUGAGGCUGAAAGAAAUAAUUUAAGAAAAGGAAAAUAUAAUAUAAUAUAUAUAUUUUUUUUACCUAUCAGUAGAGAGGGGGGGAAAUACGGAAGGAAAAAAAAAAAAAUAAUAGCUGUGCUGAAACAUGAUUUGCUCUGAUUUGUUUGUUUGUUUGAUUUCUUUUUUCACACUGCUUUGUUUCUUUUCUCCUCUCAAAGAAGAGGUGCUGUGGACAUCCCGAAAAGGAGGCUGUGAACAGUGGUCUGGUCCUAUUGAUGUGAGCAGCUUCCCUCAAUGGGCCCAGGGUUUAGCACUGCCUCUGUAAAAAAAAAACACAGGUGCAAAGCUUUUAGAAGUGACAAGGGUGCUUGGGGUAGCUCAGAGUCUUCCUGAAAGUUCAGCCAGGUUUUGGCUUGCGAGUGCCAUUUUGGCCAGACCUCACCACUUCUGACAAUAAAACAAAGGUGGCUUAAUACCUAAUUUGGCUUUCCAAACGUUACCUUAGGGGAUUUUUUUAUUGCAUGAAACAUUUGGUGAAUUUUGCUUCCACUUAUCCAAUUUUUUGUUUUACUUUUCCCCCCCUUAAAUCAAGCUCUUUUCAUCAGCCAAAGUUAUUUUUCCUCUUGAGGAAGCCAAAACCAAUAAUCCUUUGUUUUGUUUUGAGACAAAAUAAUUUUGGUAGCCAAAAGUGAAAGAGCAUUAAUGAUUCUUUUGACUCCGUAAUGAAAAUUGCCAGGCAGUCAAAAGGCCUCAUUCACGGGAGCUGGCUCUAAACCAGUGUUCUCUCUUGCAUCCCUUUUGCUACUCUGACAGCAAA